UCACCUUUUCUUAUUAAAUAUUAUGAUAUUAGGAUAUUUCGAACGUAACAUUGAUACAACAUGCUACUAUUUAAAAUAUAACUGAAAUGUUCCUUAAUAUGUGAAAGCAGAACUGUCAAGACAAACUGUUCUAUUUAUAUUUAAUUGGUUCGUACUUCUGAGACAAGUUCAAAACAAACAUUUUGGGUCCCUUAAGAAAAUAUAAAAACUAUUAAAAUGGGUGCUGACCACAGUAGACGUGUACUUACCAUUGAUAAUGAGGAAGAUAUAAAUGUUAUUAAAGUGUCAAAGUCAGUUGUACAACGAUUGACUCAAAAAACAAGUGAUACUGAAUCAGGAAAAGAAGUAAGAUCAUCUACUUUAACAGAAUCAGUUGUUAAAAAAGAUGUACUUCCAUUACCAUCUCAAACUGGAGAUAUUCCAGUGCCUUCUGGAUAUCCUGUAUAUUAUUAUCCACAAUUAACAUUAACUGCCCUUGAAAUACAGCAACAGAAAGAGCAAGAACUUCUUACUCAAGAUCAAUAUUGGCAGAAACGUUUAGAAAAUUUAGAGAAAAAUCAUUUAAAAAUUAAUCGAAUAAUAGACGAGGAAUAUAAAAAAGCUGUGGAUGAAUUAUAUGUAAACAGUGAUAAAAAGCAAGUGAAUAUCCAUGACACUGUACAACCAUGUCUCGAGACCACAGAUAAAGUACUCAAAUGUUAUCAGGAUCAUCCAAAGGAAAUUCUGAAGUGUUCUAAUUUAGUUGAAGAGUUUUCUAAUUGUGUGGAUCAACGGCGUGCAAGACUGAUUGCAGCACGUUGUUAAUAUUUUGUAAUACUGCACAUAGUAAUUCUUUCACUUCAUAGUAACUCAAGCUCCUGUGAAAUUUAAUGUUGUUUAAUACAAAAAUUUUUAGUCAUUAAUAAUAAAUUAAAUAAUAUA
This is a messenger RNA of Dufourea novaeangliae, 921 nucleotides long. It is a transcript of the gene Chchd3, whose product is annotated as MICOS complex subunit mic25. Lineage: Eukaryota; Metazoa; Arthropoda; Insecta; Hymenoptera; Halictidae. The transcript has 3 exons. The record is from RefSeq and is a predicted model, not a curated record. Gene Ontology annotation, cellular component: MICOS complex. The coding region runs from base 217 to 804 and encodes 195 amino acids. Gene Ontology annotation, biological process: inner mitochondrial membrane organization.